CGCCGUUGUCAGCUGCGCCGGAAGUUCCUAGCCGGGCCUGGCGGUAACCUUGGGAGCCUCACUGGUUCCUCCGCGGCUGCUGGAGUGGGCUUUGCGAGUCUGAACCUCAGCUGCUCUAGGCUCGUUAGCUGCCGAGAGCCUCCGGGUUUGCGGUGGAGGACGCUGAGGCUCGCGGGGCGGGGCAGGCACCCGGGCUCAGGGCCGCCCAGCCGACAUGUCUCUAGUGGCGGAAGCCUUCGUCUCCCAGAUUGCAGUAUUCUAAGGAUUUUCCAGCAUUGAGGAAGGCACUGAGGAAUUAUUCAAGUUAUUGAGCUGACCAUCACAUUUCAGAGAAUUAAAAAAGAUCAUAUUAGUCAUAUGAAUAAUCUUACACAGUUGUGCUUAUGACCUUGGAGUUGUGAAGCUGAUGUUGAAUGGGGCAUAUGGUAAAGCAAAACAGUGACAGAAUAGCUGCAGAACCCUGGCCUGAAAAUGCUACAUUGUAUCAGCAAUUGAAAGGGGAGCAAAUUUUACUUUCUGACAAUGCAGCUUCUCUUGCUGUGCAGAGAGACAUCCUGGAGUGAUAUCCUGUGUUUGGGAGCUGAGAGGGAGAGGGAUCCUGUGUGGAUCUCAGUACAUGCCUUUUUGCAAAUGUGUAAUUUGCCUAUCAAAGUAGUUUGUAGGGCAAAUGCAGAAUAUAUGUCUCCCUCUGGUAAAGUACCUUUUAUUCAUGUGGGAAAUCAAGUAGUAUCAGAACUUGGUCCAAUAGUCCAAUUUGUUAAAGCCAAGGGUCAUUCUCUUAGUGAUGGGCUGGAUGAAGUCCAAAAAGCAGAAAUGAAAGCUUACAUGGAAUUAGUCAACAAUAUGCUGUUGACUGCAGAGUUGUAUCUUCAGUGGUGUGAUGAAGCUACAGUAGGGGAGAUCACUCAUGCUAGGUAUGGAUCUCCUUACCCUUGGCCUCUGAAUCAUAUUUUGGCUUAUCAGAAACAGUGGGAGGUCAAACGUAAGAUGAAAGCUAUUGGAUGGGGAAAGAAGACUCUGGACCAGGUCUUAGAGGAUGUAGACCAGUGCUGUCAAGCUCUCUCUCAAAGACUGGGAACACAACUGUAUUUCUUCAAUAAGCAGCCUACUGAACUUGAUGCACUGGUAUUUGGCCAUCUGUACACCAUUCUUACCACACAAUUAACAAAUGAUGAACUUUCUGAAAAGGUGAAAAACUAUAGUAACCUCCUUGCUUUCUGUAGGAGAAUUGAACAGCACUAUUUUGAAGAUCGUGGUAAAGGCAGACUGUCAUAGAGUUAUGUGUUAGUCUCAUAAGUCUGAUUUUUGACAUAUGUUUUACUUGAAUGUUAUAUUAGAUAUUGGUAUCAGAAUUUUAAAACCAAAUUACUGUUUUUUGAAACCUCAAAACAAAUUAUACAAUGUAUCUUAUAUAUGUGCUUUAUAUUGUUACUUGUGUACACAUUAAAAUAAUUCUGAAUUAUUUCAUUUGAUAUAUUGUAUUCUAUAUCUUGAAAUUUUUGUUUCCUUGAAACGUGCACGCAUAUAAAAAUAAAGCUUAUACAACUGUAUAGAUGUUACAUUUA
This is a messenger RNA of Cebus imitator (Panamanian white-faced capuchin), 1565 nucleotides long. It is a transcript of the gene MTX2, whose product is annotated as metaxin 2. The record is from RefSeq and is a predicted model, not a curated record. Bases 523 to 1275 code for a protein of 250 amino acids. Gene Ontology annotation, cellular component: SAM complex. The transcript has 12 exons. Gene Ontology annotation, biological process: mitochondrion organization. Lineage: Eukaryota; Metazoa; Chordata; Mammalia; Primates; Cebidae.